This is a messenger RNA of Balaenoptera musculus (blue whale), 1135 nucleotides long. It is a transcript of the gene FGF18, whose product is annotated as fibroblast growth factor 18. The record is from RefSeq and is a predicted model, not a curated record. Gene Ontology annotation, molecular function: growth factor activity; type 2 fibroblast growth factor receptor binding; type 1 fibroblast growth factor receptor binding. The transcript has 5 exons. NCBI's taxonomy places the organism in Eukaryota, Metazoa, Chordata, Mammalia, Artiodactyla, Balaenopteridae. Gene Ontology annotation, cellular component: cytoplasm. The coding region runs from base 137 to 760 and encodes 207 amino acids. Gene Ontology annotation, biological process: cell differentiation; positive regulation of gene expression; animal organ morphogenesis.
AGCAGCAGCCGGCGAGGAGGGAGCAGCAGCAGCGGCGGCGGCGGCGGCGGCGGCGGCGGAGGCGCCCGGUCCCGGCCGCGCGAAGGGGACAUGUGCAGGCUGGGCUAGGAGCCGCCGCCUCCCCCCCCGCCCAGCGAUGUAUUCAGCGCCCUCCGCCUGCACUUGCCUGUGUUUACACUUCCUGCUGCUGUGCUUCCAGGUACAGGUGCUGGUGGCCGAGGAGAACGUGGACUUCCGCAUCCAUGUGGAGAACCAGACGCGGGCUCGGGACGAUGUGAGCCGUAAGCAGCUACGGCUGUACCAGCUCUACAGCCGGACCAGCGGGAAGCACAUUCAGGUCCUGGGCCGUAGGAUCAGCGCCCGCGGCGAGGACGGGGACAAGUAUGCCCAGCUCCUAGUGGAGACAGAUACCUUCGGUAGUCAAGUCCGGAUCAAGGGCAAGGAGACGGAAUUCUACCUGUGUAUGAACCGGAAAGGCAAGCUUGUGGGGAAGCCCGAUGGCACCAGCAAAGAGUGUGUGUUCAUCGAGAAGGUCCUGGAGAACAACUACACAGCCCUGAUGUCGGCCAAGUACUCUGGCUGGUACGUGGGCUUCACCAAGAAGGGGCGACCACGGAAAGGCCCCAAGACCCGGGAGAACCAGCAGGAUGUCCACUUCAUGAAGCGCUACCCCAAGGGACAGGCAGAGCUGCAGAAGCCCUUCAAGUACACCACAGUGACCAAGCGGUCCCGGCGGAUCCGCCCCACACACCCCGGCUAGGCUGGCCCCGCUGUGGCCCUGCCAGGCUUCCCCAGCCCACACUCACACUCACAGAGAACUGCAAUCAGAGGAAUAUUUUUACAUGAAAAAUAAGGAAGAAUUUCUAUUUUUGUAUAUUGUGUUUAAAAGAAGACAAAAAACUGAACCAAAAUUCUUGGGGGAGGGGAGCGAUAAGGAUUUUAUUGUUGACUUGAAACUCCCUAUGACAAAAGACUCACACCAAGGGACUGUUGUCAACACACAGGUGCUUGUGUCUCUCUAGGAACAGACAACUCUAAACUUGUCCCCAGAGGAGGACUUGAAUGAGGAAAACGACACUCUGAGAAACCAAAGUCCUUUUUCCCAAAGGUUCUGAAAGCAAAAAAAAAAAAAAAA